Messenger RNA from Colletotrichum abscissum, 1728 nucleotides. RefSeq lists its product as uncharacterized. The coding region runs from base 1 to 1728 and encodes 575 amino acids. The record is from RefSeq and is a predicted model, not a curated record. The transcript has a single exon. NCBI's taxonomy places the organism in Eukaryota, Fungi, Ascomycota, Sordariomycetes, Glomerellales, Glomerellaceae.
AUGGCUUUCCAUCAACCUACCCGGCGGCCUUCGCAGCAGCGUGCUGCCCGCCCUGUGCAAGAGGAGGAUCGCGACAUUCCUCAACUCCACGUUCAAGACCCUGCUGCUACCGAUGCCUCCCACUCGUGGGUACUCUUCGAACCGGCCGAUGACACGACGACAGCUUCUUCCUACCUCAGCGAAGAGGAAGAGUCACUUCCCACACCGGGUCGAUCAAGACUCAGUGACAUAGGUAGCCUCAACACGUUCCUACACUCGGCCCGCGACACAGAGUCCCGGCAGUCGGGUGUCCUCUCAAGUGCCAUCGAUGAAGAAUCAGUCGAGGACGAUGCUGAGCUCGACAGCCUCGACAGCCAUCUCCCCGAAUUCAGGACGAUCCCAAGCCUUUACACACAUUCUGCUGGUGCUGCUGGGGCGCAAAGUGUCCCCGUACUCCCCACACAUGAUGGCCUGGGCUCGUUCAGGCUAGACAACCCAGAGGUCCAGGAGCAGCUCUAUGCAUUUGAGAGAUUCAACCCCAGACAUGUACGAAGGCGCCGCGAGAGUCUUGAGCUAGCCCAGCUUGAGAUGGAAAUAGAGGAGGAGCAAGAGACACACAAGAUGCAGAGAAUCGAAGCUUGGCGACUGGAGCAGAGUCGCAUCUUAUUAGAGGAAAUUAGUAGGGAGACUAGACGGCGGCGGCAGUCCAUGGUCUCAGUCAGGCCAACGGUGACGACAGAAGAGAAGAAGGCCGAGGAUGUUGCAAGCUUGAGUGUCAUCGGAAAUGAAGACGAUGCUGACAGCAUGGACUGGCACUACGAGUCGACUGACACCCAGGACAAUGAGCGGGGCCUGCUCGCCAGGAUCACCCACAAGGUUCUCAACGACCUGGGCAUCGACGAGAGGUUACUCUCAAUCUUGCUCGGAGAACAACUGCCGUCAGACGAUGACUUGUCAACAACUCCCAAGACAGGCGCAGAUUUAUCCAACCCACCCACUCAACAGUCCAAUGACUCAUCUUGGCAGCUGCGGGCGUUGGAUCGUGUCGCAAAAGAGCUUGGCCUGAUGGUCAAUCAGCUUUCGCCGCAUAAUCAUCCUGGUGCCUUCUCAACUUACACUCGCAUGCAGCAAAUGCCUAUUCCUUACGCAGGCCUGCCAGCUAUACCAGAGUCGAGCGCUGAUACGGCAAUGGCUCCCGUAGCACGAGAAGCAUCGACCAAGAUGCCUGAAUUCCAGCCAACAAUGGUUCAACACGCGCGCCCCAUCAAUAUCCCCGCUACCCGGCCCCAGUUGGAUCCUCCCGUCACUUUGACUAGGGAUGAGUCAACCCCAUUGCCUGCUACCUUUACCCAAGAGGAAUGGGAGCAAGACUUGGACGUCAACCUCGUCUUCAGGUACUUGCGAUCCCGCUUCAGCUCGCGGUCGACGCCUUCAUCUACUUUCACAACCGGUACUUCCCAUCUUGCCACUUCAAGCACGCCAGAUACAGCAGCUAAGGCCGCGCGGGUGCGCCAGCAUCACCCGCUCGUCUCCCGGGCCCGACAGGUAGAGCGGAGGACUUUCAAGGCGACGACACCAUCUAGCCCCGCCGCUAUAAGACACGCCUCCAGCUGUGCGAGUCAAAGUACGCGACGAUCGGCGAGACGGAGCAGCGUUUCAUCACGGCACUAUUGGGAUAUCGGAGGUUCUAUCGGAACGGGAUCAGUCAUCGCUUCGGUGGGCCCGAUGGGCAGCUGGGGCGAAGUCUGA